Prosopis cineraria is the source of this 1005-nucleotide messenger RNA. RefSeq names its product glyoxylate/hydroxypyruvate reductase HPR3-like. NCBI's taxonomy places the organism in Eukaryota, Viridiplantae, Streptophyta, Magnoliopsida, Fabales, Fabaceae. The transcript has 2 exons. Gene Ontology annotation, molecular function: NAD binding; hydroxypyruvate reductase [NAD(P)H] activity; glyoxylate reductase (NADPH) activity. Gene Ontology annotation, cellular component: cytosol. The record is from RefSeq and is a predicted model, not a curated record. The coding region runs from base 1 to 1005 and encodes 334 amino acids.
AUGGGAGAUCAAGAUUACCAUAUCAAGCAAUCCCAUGAUCUCCCACAUGUCCUUAUUCUUAACCAUCCCAUUCUCUUUGAUAACCUCCAACCUUACUCUCACAAGUUCAAUUUCAUACACUUCAGUUCCUCUACAGUACCUCUUCACCAAUUCCUCACGUCCCACAACCUCCACCCUUCUUCUAUAUGUGCCCUACUCUGUAGUGGACUAGAGCCCGUCACCGGAGUUGAGAUUCUCCACCACCUCCCGUCGCUCGGCCUUUUGAUCACUGCGACCUCCGGAACAGACCAUAUAGACUUUUUGGAGUGUCACCGCCGGGGAGUUAAGGUGGCGAAUGCCGGAAGUGUGUUCUCGGAAGAUGUAGCUGAUUUGGCGGUGGGUUUGUUCAUUGACGUAAUGAGGAAAAUUACAGCCACGGAUCGCUAUGUAAGAAGACGGGCUUGCCUUGCUACUUCAUGGAAUUUUCCUCUUGGUUCGAAGGUGAGAGGCAAGCGAGUAGGUAUCGUUGGAUUAGGAAGCAUUGGGUUGGAAGUUGCCAAAAGAUUUGAAGCCUUUGGGUGCAUCAUAUCAUACAACUCAAGGACAAAGAAGUCAACAGUUCCUUACACUUUUUAUUCCAACGUUGUUGAGCUCGCAAGUUCUUGCAAUGCACUCAUAGUUUGCUGUCCGUUAAACGAGCAAACAAGGCACAUAAUUAACAGAGAAGUGAUGCUGGCAUUGGGUAAAGAAGGAGUCAUUGUGAAUGUUGGAAGAGGGGCUCUGAUAGACGAAAAGGAAUUGGUCAAGUGUUUGAUUAAAACGGAGAUUGGAGGGGCUGGUUUGGAUGUGUUUGAGGAUGAACCAAGCGUCCCCAGAGAGCUUCUUGAUUUGGAUAAUGUUGUUUUAUCUCCGCAUCUUGGUGGAUUCACUUCAGAAUCUUUCAUGCGUGUUGCUGAAGUUGUGGGACAGAAUUUAGAAGCCUUCUUCUCAGAUAAGCCGUUAAUUACUCCAGUGUUAAUUGAUUAA